Anneissia japonica is the source of this 3066-nucleotide messenger RNA. RefSeq names its product obg-like ATPase 1. NCBI's taxonomy places the organism in Eukaryota, Metazoa, Echinodermata, Crinoidea, Comatulida, Comatulidae. Gene Ontology annotation, cellular component: cytoplasm. Gene Ontology annotation, molecular function: ATP hydrolysis activity; GTP binding; ATP binding. Bases 163 to 1359 code for a protein of 398 amino acids. The record is from RefSeq and is a predicted model, not a curated record. The transcript has 13 exons.
ACGACUGGAUAUUAUUAGUCUUUACCCUGUCACUAAAAUUAGCCAUGUGUGGGAUUGAGCUGAGAUGAAUCUGGGUGAACAGUGAAUUCGUGUAUUGCACCACCGGGAAUCAGCAAUUGUUUGCCUGAGAGCUAGCUGCAUAUGAUUGUUUAAAAAACUAAGAUGCCACCAAAGAAGAAGGCAGGACCACCCAAGGCACCACCCCUUAUUGGUAGGGUGGGGACAUCACUCUCCUGUGGUAUUGUGGGUCUACCAAAUGUAGGAAAAUCUACCUUUUUUAAUGUACUUACCAAGAGUCAAGCUUCUGCAGAAAAUUUUCCAUUUUGUACAAUAGAUCCCAAUGAAAGUAGGGUACCAGUACCUGACGAAAGAUAUGAUUUCUUAUGUGAUUACUAUAAACCUGCAAGCAAAGUGCCAGCUUUCCUCCAUGUAACUGAUAUUGCGGGGCUAGUGAAGGGUGCCCAUGAAGGCAAGGGACUGGGAAAUGCUUUCUUAUCUCACAUUAAAGCUGUUGAUGGAAUUUAUCAUGUGAUACGCACAUUUGAAGAUGAGGAUAUCACUCAUGUUGAGGGUGAGGUUGACCCAGUGAGGGAUCUUGAAAUUAUCAGCGAAGAACUACGGUUGAAGGAUGAGGAAUUUAUUGAGGCUCGUGUUGCGGAUAUGGAGAAGAAAGUGAAACGUGGUGGUGACAAAAAAAGCCAACCAGAAUUUGAUGCUCUUGUUAAGAUUCAAAAAUUUCUUGUUGAUGAAAAGAAGUGGAUACGAACACAAGAAUGGAGUGCUUUUGAAAUUGAAGUUCUUAACAAGUACAUGUUUAUCACAUCAAAACCUGUUAUUUACUUGGUUAAUCUCUCAGAAAAGAAUUACAUCAAAAAGAAGAACAAGUGGUUGGGAAAGAUUAAGGAGUGGGUUGAUAAGAAUGACCCUGGUGCACUCAUCAUUCCAUUUAGUGCUGGCUUUGAACUCAAGUAUUUCUUGAUGGAGGAAGAUGAAAAGAAGACAUUUUUAGAAGAAAAUCACACAACAACUAAUCUUAGCAAGAUCAUUGUCAAUGGUUUUAAAGCAUUGCAGUUGGAGUACUUCUUUACCACUGGUGCAGAUGAAGUUAAAGCUUGGCCAGUACAGAAAGGGACCAAGGCACCCCAAGCUGCUGGAAAAAUUCACACAGACUUUGAGAAAGGUUUCAUUAUGGCAGAAGUUAUGAAAUUCGAUGAUUUCAAGGAACUAGGGAGUGAGAAUGCAGUUAAGAGUGCUGGGAAAUACAGACAGCAAGGCCGUAACUACAUCGUAGAAGAUGGAGAUAUUAUUCUAUUCAAGUUUAACGCUGGGGCAGGUCUAUCGGACAAGAAGAAAAAAUAGAAAAGAAAGCGUCAUAAACUGUUUUUGAUAUAUUGAAUAAAUCUUGCAUAUUCAUCUUAAUUUUAUUUCUGAUAUAGAUACAAUAGCAGUAGCACAUAUGAAUUUUGGGUUAUACCAUUCCUUGACCAUAUGAAAUCAAUUUGAAUGUCUAUCAAGAAUACAGGGAGUAAUACUGCUCAAGCCUUCACUAUCCAUCCCUGAGCACUUUCCUAAUCAAAUUCUUAGUUAAAAAAUUGUGGAAGAAGCACUAAAAAGAGAUGAAACUCAGAAUUAUAUCAGUAUGUAUUAAGCUUCCACGGUGUUUGUCCCUCUAGGUGAGUUUGAAGAGGGAAGAAAAGUCUAAUGUGUUACCUUUAAUAUUUACUGUAGAUGAAGCAUAAGCUCUCCACACCCAAACACCUAACAGGAUACGCAAGUGUCGGGUCCAGGAAUUUUAAAUAUAGGGGACCAGAAAGGGACUUCCACAGAUGGAGGAUGUAUACUACCUCAGCCCCAACAUGGUUGGGACUGAGGUAAGAAAAUUUAUGAUUAUGGCACCAUUAUAUGGCUGAAAAUGGCACUCUUAGACUCAAAAUUUGAGUAGAAUUUUCUUUUUUUCUUAAAUUUGUUUAAAAUUUUGAACAAUUUAGGGGGGCCUGGGCGGGCCCGUGGCCGGCCGGCUGGGCCUCCCUUGAAUCUGCCACUAUACACUGCUACUCCUGUAACAGAAACAGAAUAAUGAUAAUAUAAAGCAGCGAUUAAAGCCAAUUGGCCUUUUCUUAGAAACCCUGUGAAGGCACUCAGUGGCUGAUACCAGGCAACAGUCAUAAAGGACUUAGAGUACCUGAAGAACUAUCUAUUUUAUCAUUUACUAUUGUUUUAACUCAUAAAAUAAAUUUUUUUGACAUACCAUUAUUGGUUUAUGAUUGCAGAAGCUUUUAAUUGUGUAUCAGAGAAUGUGAUCGAGAGAGUGGUCUGCUACAGGCAAGUGUAACACAUACAAAUGACAGUUCAUUAACAAAUUAGCAAGCUUUUGAUUUUUUGACAGUCAAAAUGAGAAAGAAAAAUGUGCAAUUUAAAUUUUCUCUUGAAGAGUAUACUGUUAACACAUGUACAGUAAGUAUUCUAUCAUUCUAGACACUUGAAAGAUAUUGGAUAAAAAUAGGAAACGGUAGAUUGAAAACAGAAAAUUAAGUACUGUAAAGAAACUCUGUACAGAGGUAACAAAUUUUUAUUUCACAUGGUUAUAUAGUGGGGGUAGGGGAAUGAAUUAAAGCUUGUAGCCCUCCUUGGUGCCAGUUAGCUUUGAAGGGUGAUAGUGGGAUAAAAGAAACUGAAGAGUAGGCAACUGUAUUCAUCUUUGGAAUAUGAACUCAAAGGGUGCAGAUCAUUGGGGAUGGGGGGAACAUGUCCCUCCACAUUUUUAAGAGGGCUAGUCCCCUCACGUUUUGUCCGCAAUGUAAUUUCGUAAGUCAAGAAGAUGCCUGAAAAUUGUUGAAAUGAACUACAUAAAUGAUCCAGGUUUUAACGAAAAAGAGCGCUGUACAGCCAUAGUACAUCUUAUUUUAUUAGCAAGAUACUGGUAUCUCUGCCCACAAACAUCUGAAAUACACGACUUGUGUGCGCGUGCCUUAUUUAUUAUAAUUUGAGAAGUAUGAGAAAAAGCGUGUAAUGAUAAGAUUGGUUUUCAGGCUCAUGAAGUAGGUAAAGUAAAGUAAAUACACGGUA